GGAACCCAGCGCGGCACAGCAUUCACUGUUCGUCAACGCCUGCAUCCGCCGCGACAAGCCCGCCUGUUCUCUCGACUGCGGCGCUGCGACGCGGUGAAAUGUGACCUUGCCGAAUCCCCAGCUGCUUCAAUUCGUCCAUUCCUUCACUUCUUCUUUGUUCCUCCCCCUCCGUCAAGAUGCGCGGCCUUCUCACGCUACUCCUGGGCUCCCUCGUCCCCAGCUCCCUCGCUGCUGCUGCUGCCGCCGCCGCAUCAUCACCACCAUCCUCAACGUCCGAAUACCACGAACAGCUAAACCUCCGCCCGUUGCCCCUCAACUCCCUCCUCGCCAGCUUCAAUUUUCGCUCCAACACUUCUCUCGCCGACUUCGAGGCCCACAACUUCCGUCUCUUCCCACGGUCUCUCGCGCAGAUCCUCCAGUAUGCUGGGACCCGGGAGCUGCACCUGCGCUUCACUCUAGGCCGCUGGGAUGCGGAGCGCUGGGGAGCGCGACCCUGGGAUGGCACCCGCGAAGGUGGCACCGGUGUUGAGCUGUGGGCGUGGCUCGACGCGAAAACGGACGCGGAGGCCGCCGAGAACUGGUUGACAUUGACGAAUGCACUCUCCGGGCUGUUUUGCGCCUCACUCAACUUCAUUGACGAAACGAGAACCAUUCGCCCCGUCGUGUCAUUCCAGCCAGAUGGUGACCAUGAUAAUGCGACGCUCGCAAACCUGAGGCUGCUCCAUGGCGUGCUGCCGCACGAGGUCGUUUGCACGGAGAACCUUACCCCUUUCCUCAAGCUUCUGCCCUGCAAAGGCAAGGCCGGCAUCGCGAGCCUUUUGGACGGCCACAAGCUCUUUGACGCUUCCUUCCAGAGUAUGGCCAUUGAUGUGCGACCAAUUUGCUCACCCGGCGGCCGCGACUGUGUCUUGGAGAUGGAGCAGACCAUUGAUAUGGUUCUCGACGUCGACCGCUCCAAGCGCCCUAGGGACAAUCCGAUCCCCAGGCCGCCUCCUGCCGACCAGCUCCUCUGCGACACCUCCAAGCCCUACCACAACGACGAGACAUGCUAUCCUGUAGAUCACGUCCAGGGCCAAGACUGGACCCUCUCCGAGAUCUUUGGUCGCACCAUGAAGGGAACAUGUCCGUUGUCCAACCCCGACGAGGCGCCUGUCUGUCUCCAUGUGCCCAACUCUCGUGCCGUCUUCUCAACGCAAGGCACGCAUGAGAUCAAGAGCCACGACGGCAUGCUCCGCUGCUACACCUUGCCGCAGGACAGCGACUUCACCCUCGUCCUAGCCAAGCCCGAGCCCGACGACGCCGCUGCGGGCAGGGACCUUGUCCAGCCAGAGCGACCCCUGCUCUACGCCGAGCGAAGUUUCAUGGGCCAUGGCCAGGAGCACGGCGGCGUACAGGCCAUUCUCACGAACCCAAGCGACACAGAGGUUGAGUUCGUCUACAUGGAGUCCCUACCGUGGUUCAUGCGCAUAUACCUCCACACGCUGUCGACGCGCAUCUCUUCCUCCUCCUCCAACUCCGCCACUACCACUACCACGAAGACCGCUGUCACCGGCACCAAUGCCUCUUCCAUCAUCCAGGAGAUCUACUAUCGUCCUGCCCUGGACCGCACCCGCGGCACACAGCUCGAGCUCCUCAUGCGCAUCCCCCCGCAUUGCACCAUCUUCCUCACCUACGACUUCGAAAAGUCUAUCCUGCGCUAUACGGAGUACCCCCCGGAUGCCAACCGCGGCUUCGACGUCGCUGCCGCCGUCAUCACCACUCGCUCUCCCCGCCGCGGACUCAACCUUCGCACCACUAGCCUUCUACUCUAUCUCCCUACCCCGGACUUUAGCAUGCCGUACAACGUCAUCAUCUUCACCUCCACCGCCAUCGCUCUCACCUUUGGCGGGCUGUACAACAUUCUCGUACGGAGGCUCGUCGGCGCCGACGAAGCUCCCCCGCCGGUUCUCAAGGCGAAAUUGGCCGCCCUCAUGGGGCGCCUUAGGAGUGUAAAGAAGUAGGCGGGCGUAUGACUAGCGUGUGCCAUGGCAUUUGACUAGAUCUAAUCAAGAUACGCCUAUAAUGACUGCGUCCUUUGGCCAAUGUUGGCGUGCAGGUUGAUUGGUCCCUUCAGACUUUCACGCUUGCGGGCACACGAACAGGAGCAUGGUGACAUCACGGUCUGAUUCGCUAUGUAUUUUCACUCAUCUGAAUGUGGACGUCCCGGGCUUGCGAACCUCGUACUCGACAUGAGUCGGCCGCGCUGCUAGCAUCAUGCCUCGCGUCUCCUACUCAAAACUCAGCCUUGCUCGCAUCCCACGUCCCGCGCGGCAGCCUAUAAGUGGCAGAGAAUAUUGACAAAGAAAUCAAGACAAUGCGGGCCCCUCGGGCGUUUAGCACACGCCGGCAGGAACAUCGAAGCUCUCGACGCGGUUGGUCGAGCCGUAUCUAGCGCCCUCACCGAGGCCACGCUUCGCAAACGCCUUCCACAACUCGCACUGGUUGCCUCCAUUGGUGAGAGCCUUGUCCGCGUCGAUGAUGGCGUCGCGCGCGGAGACCAUGUUGGGGUUGCACGGCUGGAUGGCCAUGCCGCCAAUGAUGAGCUUCAUGGUGAGGUAGCGGCCGUCCUUGGGGACGCCAGCCGAGUCAAACUCAGGGAAGUCCUUGUCGGUGAUGCCGUGCUUGUCGAUGAGGUUCCAGAUGACCUCGUACAGGACGGUGCCCCAGAUGGUGCCCAUGGCGUGCACCUCGCGCUGCUGGUUGGCAUCGGCGUACGUGUAUGGGUUCGUGUUGGUGUUGGUGGAGUAGGGAUAGGCG
This is a messenger RNA of Purpureocillium takamizusanense, 2796 nucleotides long. RefSeq names its product Subunit of the glycosylphosphatidylinositol transamidase complex-like protein (gene GPI16). NCBI's taxonomy places the organism in Eukaryota, Fungi, Ascomycota, Sordariomycetes, Hypocreales, Ophiocordycipitaceae. Gene Ontology annotation, biological process: attachment of GPI anchor to protein. The transcript is spliced from 2 exons. The record is from RefSeq and is a predicted model, not a curated record. Gene Ontology annotation, cellular component: GPI-anchor transamidase complex. The coding region runs from base 177 to 2000 and encodes 607 amino acids.